UACCGUGAGCCCGCCCAUUUAAUGUUUAUUGAUCAUCGCUCGGCAGGGCCUAUCUGACCACAGUCAGAUCCAGUCUGGAUAUGGCGUCGCUUCACCGACACAGGAUGAAUUUUCACCUCUCCGUGGGAAUCUGCCAGGCGCAUACCGGGACUGCACUUCUCGGUCGUCGUCGCUGUUGAAAUAAAAUUACAAAAAAAAAAAUAAAAGAAUAAUUAAAAAAAAAAUUGGAAAAAAAAAAAAAAGUGGGAUCAUACAUGGCGAUGGAGGACGUGGAGAACAAUUCAGCGGUCGUGGCGACUAGCACCCAAGCGGGCAUCAAGAAGGGAGGUGAUGUCGGAGAUAACGGGGCUUGCAUAGACAGGCAGCCGGACACGGUGGUCCACCAAGCGGGGCUGAAUCAGACUGCAGGUCGCGGCAGCCGCAGUGGUCCCGGAGCUCACGCUGCGACGGGGAUCCGAGUGCUAAAGCAGCGCAACAUGAAGCGGAACGGGAGUCGUGGCUGUGUGACAAGGAAAAACAGAUUUGGAUCACGAGAGCGGGACUGGCUGAAGGGGGACACCCAGCGGGGCUGCGUGUGUCUGUAUGGGGGCACAGUGGACCCCCAGCCACCUGCCUCCGGCCCGCAGGCCUCCUCCACCCCUCAGACAGACCUGAAGUUGGUGCUCUGCUCCACCACUACCACGGUGGAGGAGCUGUGCGCACAGAGGGAUGGACAGGGACUCUACGUUCAGCUUCAUGGAGACUUAGUCAGGAGGCUGGAUCCCACUGAGCGUCCGCUCCAGAUGGUGUAUGACUACCUGGCAGCUAUGGGCUACGCAGACCCUGUACGAGUGCAGCAAGAAGCAGCCAACUCAGACCUCAGCUGUCUGAUCCGUUUCUACAGCGAGCGUCCAGUGAAUGCAGACCAGCAGGAGCGGACCUUGCUCAAAGGCGUAUUCAGCGUCAGGAAGGGCAAGUCACAGCUGCACAAGUGGGCAGAGCGGCAGGUCAUCCUCUGCGGCACCUGUCUAAUCGUGGCCUCCGUCAAAGACAGCCUGACUGGGAAAAUGCACAUCCUGCCCCUGGUGGGAGGAAAGGUGGAAGAGGUGAAGCGGAGGCAACACUGUCUGAUGUUCAGCUCAGCCGGAUCGCAGGCCCAGACAUAUUUUGUCAACUUUGACACACUUGCGGACUACCAGCGAUGGCAUCGGCAGGCAUCAAAAGUGGUGUCUCAGACAGUCAGCCUGGUGGACCUGUCCUGCUACAGCCUAGAAGCGGUGCCUGAAUAUCUCUUUUACAGUCAGGACAUCACACAUCUCAACCUGCGACACAACUUCAUGAGCCUGCAGGGACCCGGAGGCCUGCUCAACCUCCCCAGGUUUUCUCAGCUGAAGAGCCUGAACUUGUGUCACAACCGUCUGGGUGUGUUCCCUGAAUGUGUGUGUGAGAUCCUCACCCUGACCGAGCUCAACCUCUCCUGUAAUAGUCUCCAGACCGUCCCUGUACAGAUAGGCAACCUUCAAAGCCUGCAGACGCUGUCGUUGGAUGGAAACCACCUCAGCUCCCUGCCUGAAGGGCUGGGUGGCUUGUCUCAGCUCAACAGCCUGGGGCUCUCCUUCAACAACUUCUCUCACAUCCCUGAUGUGCUGGAGAGAUUGAGCGCAGUGGACAAGCUUGCCAUGGCUGGGAACAGAGUGGAGAGUCUGGAGUUAGGUACUCUGGCUAAAAUGAGCCACCUGAAAAACAUCGACCUGCGGUUGAACGGGCUGCGCUGGGUGAAAAGUGAUAACCUAGAGGCGGUGAGCCAGGUGACGCAGCUGGACUUACGUGACAAUUGCUUGGACUCACUGGACCUGAGCUCCAUCAGUAACCUGGAGACUCUGCACUGCCAGCGCAACCAGAUGGAGACACUCACACUCAGCGGUUUCACACUGCGCAUGCUUCAUGCCAGCAGCAACCGCCUCACAACCGUCAACAUCUAUCCAGUCCCUAACCAGCUGACACACAUGGACCUUUCACAGAACCUUUUGGAUUACCUUCCGGACUGGGUGUGUGACUGCAGAAAAAUUGAGAUGCUGGACCUCACGCACAACCUACUGUCUGAGCUUCCUUCCAGACUGCUCAACAGCUUGAGCUUGAGAAAGCUGCUGGCGGGGAACAAUCGUUUGCAGAGAGUGCCUGACCUACUUGACCACAUCCCUCUGGAAGCCCUAGACCUCCAGCACAACAAGCUAGCUGAGCUCCCUGAGAGUCUGUUCUACAAGGCCUUAAACCUGAAAUACUUAAAUGUGUCAGCCAAUGCCCUGGAAAGCAUCCCCCCUAGCAGCCUAUCAGAGGAGAGCCUCAGCACACUCCAGGAGCUCUACCUGACGGGGAACAGCCUGAAUGAGAACUGCGGGGCUCUGUUGGUUGGACACCAGAACCUGCGGGUCCUUCAUAUCGCCUACAACCAGUUGCUCUCCUUUCCUGCCAGUAAGCUGAGUAAGCUGGAACAGCUGGAGGAGCUAAAUCUAAGUGGCAACAAGCUGAAGACCAUCCCCUCCACCGUGUCCAGCUGUAAGAGACUGCAUACCCUCAUAGCACACUCCAACCACAUCACUGUCUUCCCAGAGAUCCUCAGCCUGCCUGAGAUCAAGCUUGUAGAUCUAAGCUGUAAUGAGCUGACUGAGAUCCAGCUGCCUGACUCGCUGCCCGCCACACUGCAAGAGCUCGACCUGACAGGAAACAGCAGCCUGAUGCUGGAACACAAAACCCUCAACCUCUUCAGUCACAUCACCACCUUGAAAUUAGACCAGAAGUCCACUACGGCAGCAGGAGACUCACUGAGCACCUCCACUCCAUGGAACCAUGGUUACUCUGAAAUGAGCGGCCAAAGGAACAAGUUGUGUGUGUCUGUGCUGGCUGUGGACCGCUUUGGAGACAGCGUGGAGGCAUGUUAUGGAAUCUUUGACGGAGAUCGCAACGAAGAAGUGCCGCGGUUGCUGCAGUGCACCAUGGGAGAUGUGCUGUGCGAGGAGCUGCAGCACUCCAGUGUUGACAGCGUGUAUAUGUGCAACACCUUCAUCACCUCACACAGGAAACUAGGUAUGGCUGGCCAGAAACUGGGUGCUUCUGCCUUGCUGUGUUAUAUUCACCAUGAGCCUUCAGAUCCAGGAGGCAACUUCAGCCUCACUGUGGCCAAUGUGGGCACCUGCCAGGCGGUGCUGUGCCGGGAUGGCCGACCUGUACCUCUCUCUAAGGUUUACAGCUUGGAGAACUGCACUGAGGAGAUGGAGAGAGUGAAGCUCUGUAAAGCCAUUAUUACCGAGGACAACAAAGUGAGUGGAGUGACAUGCUGCUCUCGCCUGCUGGGCUGCUCAUAUCUGUCUCCCUGGGUGCUUCCCAAGCCGUGGGUGCACACCGAGCCUCUCUGUUCCCAGGAUGAGUUCUUGAUCCUAGGGAAUCGAGCGCUGUUUGAACGGGUCUCCUACCAGGAGGCUGUGUGCACUGUGCAGACCAUGCGGGAUCCUCGUGCUGCUGCCAAGAAGCUGUGUUCACUCGCCCAGAGUUAUGGUUGCAAGGACAACAUCGAGGCGGUGGUGGUGUCGUUAAAUAUCAGUGAGGACAGCUGCACCUGUGAGCCACCGGUACCCACUGCUGAAACACGGGGUCCCCCUACAGCCCUGGUGCCUGUGUCCGUAGCUCCCGGGCCUACUGACCCAGCCACCCUGUCAUCCAGCAGCGGCAUUGUCUCUGAGUUCAACAGUGAAACGUCGGCUUCAGAGGUGGGCAGCGAGGCCGGGUCCACCGCUUCAGACGAGCACCCGUCCUCUGGUCCUGCGUCCCGCCCAGAGAGACGCUGCAGCCUACACCCUGCUACUACACUGUGUGGGAUCAUGGUGCCAGGCUCAGUCGGGGCAGGAACCCACCCAGGCCUGUUCCAGCGGCAGCCCUCCAGUGCCACGUUCUCCAGUAACCAGUCUGACAACGGCUUGGACAGCGAUGAUGAAGCCCCGCUUGAGGGUGUUAUCUCCAAUGGCAGUAAGUUAGAAGUCGAGGUAGACAUUCACUGCUGUGCUUUCCAGCUACGGUCAGGGGCCCCUGAGAGCCCCAAAGACUUGGACCUUGAAAAGCGAGGCUCUGACUAUCCCAAUGGCAAAAUGCGCAGACAGAACAGCGUGGUGGUUUCUGCUACAAACGGCUGCCUGCUGGCUGUAUGUGGGAGAGAGAUUGCCGACCUGAAGAAGUCUCCGUCCACAUCCAGCCUGUUUGGGAAGAAGCUGUCCAAUGGGUCUGUGGUUGCCCCAGAGGACAGCCAUAAUCUCAUUGAGGUGGCCCUGGAGGCUCCGAAGAAGAAGUCUGGCUAUUUCACUGCUCCAGCACAGCAGGACCCCGAGGACCAGCUCAUUGUGCCUCCUAGUCUGGAGCAGGAAGUAAGGGAGCAGCUAAGGAGCCAGAACACUCUGGUCUCAGUCCCCCCCUUGCCAUCCAUACCCCCUUCCUUAAAAGACCCCGUGUGGGAUCAUCCUCACCCCCCUGCAUUUGCCUCCAACCUGGUCCCAUGUCCUGGCCCAGUUCCCAUCCUACAGCAGGAAGUCUACGAUACCGCCCUCUAGAGGGGGGCGGAGCACAGUGCCAUGUGGCUGCAAUUCUGUGACCGUGCCAUUCCAGAGAAGAAGAGGAGAUUUUUCUCAUACAUGUGAGAUAUUCCAACUCAAGUUGCCAUUCAGACGAACCUGUGGGACAUUGAUAGUCACUACGUGAUGCUGCUCCAUUAAUGAGAGGCGUAAGAGGGUUUCUGUGUGUGGUCUGAGUGUCCUAGAAACGGGCGACCAAGAUCCCAUUUCAUAACACGAUGUGGGGAAAAGGAUGGCAGGCUAUCAUAGAGCAGAACAAUCCUGACUUGAAAUGGGAUACCUCAUGUGUUUAAACAUGUCAGCAACAUUUCCCUUUACUUGGAAAGCAAGCAAUCUAGAGGGCGUGUACGGGAUUGUGUUCAGCGAGGUCAAAUCUCCUCUCCAGGGGCUCUGUGGUCUCUCAGGUCCUGGAGAGAAGCCCUGUGACUGAAACUUGAAAAAGUGCCUACUGCAGACAACUCAGUCUAGAGCUCCCCUACACCCGGGCUGGGGGGACGUGAGCUUGUUAGUUAGAUUUGGAGGAGGGACGAUGUCCCCAGCACUGAGACCAGCACUGGCACAGCUUUUGCUCUCCUAGUCUUCCUGUGUCUUACAAAAGAAAUCAGACAGUAUGAAUGCUUGUAAGGCACAUAGGACUAGAAGAUGUGAAGACAAGAUAACUGUAUUUGCAUUACAGAAACAUUACGGUCAGGUUUUAUUUUUAACACUCCCACAGAGUAUGUAUAGGACCUUCUAUACUGAAUAAAUUAAAUCUAUACAGUGUAGUACAUGCUUACAGUUUGCAGCCGACAACACGCUGUGCUUGAGCUGCUGACACCAAGAUCGAAAUGCGUUGCUUUUAGAGCAAUGCAUUUUUAAUAGCUGUCAAAUAAUAAUAUCAAAGUUAUUCAACUGUACAGAGCAGAUGUGUCGUAGAGAAUCAGUUAAAUCUGUGACAGUGCUCGAUCAAAUGAUCUCCUUUAAAAAUGACGUUGGAAAGUAAACAUUUCAUUUAAAUUUAGCCAGUUUUAUGAUCACUGGAGAGUGGACUGGAGACCCCAGGAUCUUUGAAUAUCAUUUCAUAUCAGUCAUUUGAACAAACCAGUCGCGGCACAAAAGUUCAUUAUAGUAAGAGAUGAAGGAUAGAUGCAGUAUUUUACUGUAUGUUUAGAAAUUUCUCCACUGGUACUAAGAUUGUACAUUUUAGUGUUUUCAAAUUUUGGAGGCUGCUAACCGUUUACAUUAGUAAACAUCCAUCCAUGUUUUACAGACAGAUUCGGUUAUUUUUACGUCUUAGUAAGUCCUUUUUUUAGCUGUGAUAGCACUGCCCACUUGUCCAGAUGAAUUCCAGGGAGGCUGUUCACAUUUGGUUUCACUAUCCGCCCUGAGUGAUGCGAUCACAAGUGGACCGCUUCAAGCCCCGUCAAUUCACACCCGGCAUUAAUUGCGUCUCGACAUGCGUCUCAAGUGACCUCUUGUAGUUGGAUAUCACUUCCACUUUCUGUAUGCAAAUUUACACCUCAAGAACUGAAACAAAUGGAUACAACAUUUCUCACACAAAGAAGGAAACAUCUUCAUGGAUAAUGUUUGCCAAAUUAACAAGUAGGCCCAGUAGAUAAGAAUUUAUUACAGCAUUUCACAAAUAAGUUUCUAAGGUAACAAGUUUCAAAAUUGAGCAUUUCUUUAAGGGAGUCUGGAGGCUUACUCCACAGAUGACAAAGAAGUAUGAUUUAUUUAGUUUCCCGAUGUUUACCAUCAAUAUGUCAUGUUCUCAAUACAUUUGGUGUAAAUGGUAAAAUCAGUUGAAACAAGGAAAGAAAUAUCUUGAUGUGUCUUAUUUAAUGCCACCAGGCACCAGUGAUUUAGAAUUUCCCAAAUCCUUUUCACAACGUUUUUUUUAAUGUUACUCCUCACACACCAAUUCUUGAAAUCAUGCUAUUAGUAAGGGAGUCUUAGGAUAUUGCUUAAGGGCUGCAUGGUUAGUUGAAACAGACAUUCAUAAACAUGUGCUGUUCUUAGAGUUGUCCACAUUUGAUCAAAUCACUCCAGACGUGUGUUGAUAGCAGGCCUGAACAGCCUCAGGGUGUCCUUUUUGGCCAUUAUAAACAGAACCGAAGACCCUGUUUUCUUGUUUUCUGAAAGAUCCAGUCUAUGUAUGUCACAGAGUUAAGGGGCAGAUGCGCGGUACGUGCAGAAAUUUAGGACAUCAACGACAAAUGAUGUCUUGCUACAAUUUAAUAUAGUCCUGUUUUUCACUCACACGUGAGGGCAAAGCUGUAGACUUCAGAUCACACAGUGAUUAGCAGCAGUAUAAAGCACUGCAAUAGCAACACAGUGGUUCAGAGUAACACUUGAGACACAUGCAGCACUUCAGCUUCAGUGUCAUUUGUUCCCAGUCUAUUUUUUUGCUUAUUCUUGUAGGAUCAAUCAUAUUUAUAAGAAAGUAAGUAGCCAAAAAAAUAAAAUAAAUAAACACUGUAGUUGUAAUUGUCAGGUAAAUAUUAUGCAGCCCUGGAAACCUCAGUUUGUCCAUUCCUGAACCUCCCCACCUUGUGCCAAAAGAGAAAAGCAGUUCUGCUGAAGCCCGCUGUGGUUAUGCGAAAGACCAAAGUUGGGUAAUUGCUCGUGUCAGUGAUUACUGCAUCAGAUGUAUAUUUUUCGGUUGCCACUCCAAGUUGGAAGUGGUGCAGUUCUUGCAUUCCACAGCUGUCACAUAGCUGGACCUUUUCAGUGUUCCCUUUCAGCCUUAAAGUAACACUACUCAGUAUUAUUGAAAGGAGAAGCCCUUUGUUUCAUCCCACUCAUGUUCUGCUUGUGACAGAGGUCUUCAGCUCGGGGUGUGUUGUUGUUAAAGCAGCCCCCUCCAUACUUUGUUCGCUCCACAGGAAUGAGUGUGAUGAAGCCUUAAUUAAUGUGCGAGUCUGAAUCUGUUUCGCAUUAUUUGCAAGUUUUUGUCUUUUGACACAAGUCAACACUGAUAAAAGCACUUUGUACAUAGAAAAUAGUGAUAUUCAGAGUCAUUUAUAUUUGAGUUUAAUACAUGAGAUAUGAUCAACAUAGUGUGCUGGGAUUAUUUUUGGCUUCCCUCGGCCCAAUACAUCACCAAUAUAGCCAACAGAGAUGAUGAUAUUGAUAAGUCACAUGAUGACAGUGAAUUUACAACAGUCACUUUUGGUGUUUUUGUUAAUAUGAUAAACAUUUCUUUUCUUAAUACAAAGCUUUCAAUUACACCAGAAUCUCACAUAUUGUCUUGGCUAAUAUUUAGAUUUUCAUCAUGAGCUCCACAAACAGCUUAACACUAAAUGAAACAAUACUCUAUAUAGAAAAAUGAACUAGUGGGCCAUCUCCUGGUAGAAAAUGAGGAGGUACAUGCAUAUUGUGCAUUAUUUUAUCCAGCAUCUAAAUGUUGGUUCAAACAUUGUGCCAAUUGAUUUCUAACUGUCUGGUAAUUCCUGAAAACGUUAUUUGAAAUCCCUCCAUAAUGAUGACAGAUAAUCAAAACAGUAGUCUAAGAUAUGAAUUGCUAAGUAGAGCUGAAGUUUCAUGCUUAGUCAGAAUACAGGCACUGAUUUCAAAUAGUUGGGAACAGGAAACUAUAUUUUAUGGUGAGGCAAAGCAUUUAUUUCUCCAGUCACUUUACUGACGAGACUGUGCAGUGUCUGAGAUGCCAAAAACAUCCAGGACUCUCUGUGGUUCUGACUGUGGCCAGACCUCCACUGUCAGAACCCACGCGUGGUGUCAAAGCAUCUGGACUGAUGGCGGCGAAACAUGGACGAGCAACGGAGGGCGUGUACCUGCCACAGGAGGAGCAUGAGAGGCCAUAAAACAGAUUAUGAUUGUGAAUAAUAUUGGUACGCAUCCGAGACAAGUCCGGAGAGGAGAAGUGGAACAGGAUGUUGGGAAUUUUCUCAUACAAAUAUGCAAGUGUCGACUGUACAUAAUCCACAUGUUUAUCAGAGCUUCACUUCUCAUCACCUGAAACUACAAGAAUCAUGUUUCUCAAUGUGUCUGAAUAUGAAUAUUGACUGAUGUAUGUGUGUAUGAUGUAUGUAAUUGGGAUUGUGUGUGUAAAUUGCAUUGCUCUUGUAUUACUUUUCUUUGUGUGUGUGUGUGUGUGUGUGUGUGUGUGUGUGUGCGUGGCUUCCUUUGGCUCAUUUGUGGUGUACUUUUGUUAGUUUGGUCCCAGUUUGCCUCAACUCAGACGGGGGGCGACAUGGCACUGCUGCAUUCAGAGCUCUUCAACACCACCUCGUUCAAUUUCUGUAUGCUGUCGUACACUCAGUCAUCCAGUCCAUCUCCUGGAUGAUGCCAUAUACUCACCCAGUGUCCUGUCCAGUAUACAUUUACUCCACAAAGUACCAGUAGACUAAUCAGUGUGCAUGUACAUAUGCCGAUUGUAUGCGCAGAUGCAAGUUGAGGGGGCACAGGGUAGUAGUACAGUGCAUUGGCCUCAAAUAUUCCCUUUAAUUCUUUAGUGGAGGGGUUUCGGUGGUGUAAUGCUCAUAAUCCAAAAUAGAAGGAAUGUGCAUUUGAGCAGGCUACACUGUCAGUGUUUUAUUAAACUGCUGACUCACUUAUUAACAGUAAGAGGUCAUGUCCUCGCCACACAUCUUAACAGGCUCCCUGUACAUCUAUGUUUGCAAAAUGUCCGUGUUUGUGUGCGUAUGUUCAAUGAAGCUUAAGUACACUAAGUGUAUGCAUGCCCGUGUGAAUAACUGACUGACUGUAAUACCCUGCGUGAAUACGGUGAAUGAAACUGAUUGAAGAUGCUCCAGUCGUUUUAACAUGUGACCAAAGUAGCCAUUGUUUGAUCUCACGGUUCCUUUCUGUACAUUGUUUUCUAGAAAUGCUUGAAUAUUUUUUUCUCGAUGCCAAGAAGCCGAUAUUUAUUUUUGUACUUCAUUGUUUCAUGCAAAUUUAUAUUUCCCUCUCCGCUAACAGAAUUUAAAGUGAUUGGGACUCUACAGAAAACUGUCACACAUUAUGGUACUUUAUUCUGAGGUACUACUAUAACUGUAUUUAAUGUCGGAAAGCAUGCCCUUAAUAUAAAUCUACAUACAAGCAUAGAGUACAUACAAAACGUGAUUUAUUUGUACAAAACGGAGUAUAUCUAAUAUUUUUAGGUUUCUAUUCUAGCAUGUAGAUUACUGCUAAAAAUUUAGUUUUAUGUUUAAUAAUUCAAAGAUUGAUUAUUUAGGAAGAUGACUAACAGUGAGCACUUUUGCUGCGUAUCAGACAGAACUGUACUCCCUUGAACUCUGACAGUGAAAGAUGGUCGUUAUUUUAUUUGAGAUGCUGCUAUCAUUAGUUUUGAGCAGACAAGCUGUUUUUAAAUUAACUUCAAGCCAAGUAGCAAUAAAACUUUUUACUGUGAA
Messenger RNA from Acanthopagrus latus (yellowfin seabream), 9949 nucleotides. RefSeq names its product PH domain and leucine rich repeat protein phosphatase 2 (gene phlpp2). Lineage: Eukaryota; Metazoa; Chordata; Actinopteri; Spariformes; Sparidae. Bases 255 to 4574 code for a protein of 1439 amino acids. Gene Ontology annotation, molecular function: protein binding. The record is from RefSeq and is a predicted model, not a curated record. The transcript has 19 exons.